This is a messenger RNA of Acaromyces ingoldii, 3474 nucleotides long. RefSeq lists its product as hypothetical. The transcript is spliced from 2 exons. NCBI's taxonomy places the organism in Eukaryota, Fungi, Basidiomycota, Exobasidiomycetes, Exobasidiales, Cryptobasidiaceae. The record is from RefSeq and is a predicted model, not a curated record. Bases 1 to 3474 code for a protein of 1157 amino acids.
AUGUCGAGGCUAGGAACCAGAGAUUUAGCCCGCUCCGGCCGGCAGACGCAUUCCCCCAGUCCCAUUCUCAACCCAAAGCUGAAGAAGACGUCGACCACACCCUCGCCCACCAGACGCCUUUCCGGCCCCAACGCUCCCCGUGCGGCCGCCUCGCGGGGCAGCGCUCUCUCCACUGCCAUUCUCCUCGACGGCAGUGACCAAACCGAAGACGAGGACGACGAAGUAGACGAUCACCACCGUCUGCAACGACAACCGUACAUCUCCCGGUCCUCUUCCUACAGUAAAAUGAGACCUGGAGCAAGUCAACGCAAGAAGCCAUCCACAGGCGCAGUGAGAGCACCAUCAUCCUCGUCGACGACACCCACAAUGACAUCAAGGCGCAAGCCAGAACGGCGCAAGGAGGAGCGCAAGGCCUCGGUGCGCAAGGCAACGUACGACCUGGACGACUCCGACUCGUCGGACCUGUCAGAGCCACCUGCUCCUGAAGGGACCCUGGAUUCGGCUUCCGAGUCCGAGUCAACCAUGGCUGCCAAGCUCCACGAGGCUGGAGACGGCGAGUCGCUCUUGGGCUCAGCAGCCUCCGAGGGUGAGGGCGAGGGGGACACGGAGGAAGAGGAACGAUACAUCAUUGAGGAUGCAGCGAGGAAGCAGGCCAGGGCCAUGGCGCGCAUCCGAGCCGGCCAGGAUGGUUCUGGCUCCGGCAGCGGGCGCAGCAGUGGCAACAGGGGUAGGCGAUCGUCACCCUUCGCGCAUAGCGUGGCCAACGAGGAGGAAGAGGAGGAUGAAGAGGACCACGAUCGCACUCGAGCAGGCUCGGGCUCACUAUCGCCCGAGACCCUGCACCAGCUGGGCAUUGAUGGAUUCGAAGAUGACCUCUUUGAGCCUCAAGAAGCCUUCCACUCCUCGUCUGAGCCGUCCUUCACCGACUUCUUUGGCUCUGAGGCCAACGACAGCGAUGCAACCGACGCGGAAAACAACAGCAUCAUUCUCGAGCCGCGCGAUGACGAUGACGAGCUGACGACGGACGAUGACGAUCUCGAAGAUGACGACGAGACCGACAUCAGCGACUUGGAAGGUGGUCUCCUCAGCGCUCCCUUUCUGGCCCAAGACGCCCUGGCCGCAGGGGCCGGCACGCAGUUUGCGCCUGGACAGGAGAUCGACGCCGCUGCAGCCGCGGCCGUGCUCAGCGCCAAUGGCGCCGGGGCGAACCCUGACGUUCCUCUGCUCGUCAUCGAGGAUCUCGACGGUCGAUUGAUCUACGCGCGUGCCGGUGACGGUGAGGCCGUCUUUGGAUCGGACGGCGAGUUUGAGUUCGUCGAUGACAGCGACGAGGACGAUACCGACGAAGACAUGGAUGGUCUCGCAAACGAAGGUCUACACUGGUCCCAAUGGCGCCGCAGUGGCGUUCACGCACCCGUCUCGGACUCUGACGAGGGCGACACGACGGACGAGCUGCCCGAAGACGACAUGCCCUUUCCCAGGCUCCUCGUUGGAUCAGUGGCUCCCCACGGUGGGCGCAACGCACGGAGGGCUCGCGCCUUGGCUGCUCGAUCGCGAAGGCUGUCUCCUCGAAAUGAACGAUCGAGAGAGACGAGCGCUGCUUCAUCGUCGAUGCUGCCUUCUCAACAGCAGCAGCAGCAGCAGCAGCAGCAGCCCGAGCUCAACACCAUCGAAGAGCUCGACUUCUCCAUUUCGACCGAAGAUCUUGCCCGCGAUCCCGAGGGGACCUUGAGAGCUGCAGCAAAGACCCUCGGCUUGUCACCUGAUGACGUUGCCAGGCUCGUCGCUGGUAUCCAGGAAGAAGAUGAUGCCACAGGAGCCAGUGUUGCCUCGACACCAUCCGCCGAAAAAGACCUUACCGGCCAGCAGCUCUCGGCAUCCACCUCGUCAGCUAUCGAUAUUGCGCCUGUGACGCCCGACAAGCGGCUCGCUACCAAGCCUCCCAUGGGAUCCUUCAUGCCAACCUCAUCCAAGUCGAUCCAUCGUGCCGUCAUUGAUGGAUCGAAACAGGCACCUUCACCGUUUGCGAACCGGCACGGCACCCAGAAGCGUGGGCUGGCUACGCGCAAGAGACACCCUUCGACAAGCACUCCAGGGUCGUCUAAGCGACCGCGUCGAUUCAGCCAGCUCUCGGGCUCAGGCACGGCUCAGGAGAGCCUCACGGGCGCCGAAGAGGCCAGCGAGGGUCGUUCAUCGCCCGAGCCUCCGCAGAUUGACCCCAUGGAGCUCGACGAUGUGCUGGACGCCGAUAUGCUACUUCGAGCAGGCUUGUCUUCGUCGCCCACUGGCGAUGACGUCAUGGGCACGUCCCCGAACGGCUCCAAGUCCAGUAAGAGCCCGAUGCUACGCGCGUCAAGACGGGCGAGCGAAAAGAGCAACGGAUCUUCGUCUGGUCUGAAUCUCAACGCAUUUGCGAGGUGGCACAAGAUUCCGAUGGGCGCAUUCAGAGACGGCCAAGGUGCUUCGUCCGGGCCCCAUCAGCCCUUGGGCACUUUCCUCUUGACUCGGGGUGGAGGCAGCAACGGUGCCGGAAGCGGUGGCGCCGGGCAGGGCAGCGGCCCGGGUCGAGCUCAUGCAAUGGGACGCUCUGGGUCGGCACGAAGGCAGCAGGAGCACUCGCCAUUCCGUGGGCAUGGUAGUCAGGCCGAUCUCAUCCAUCUGGGCACGGCUCCCCGGAUGCUGGGAAGUGGCAGCAAGCUUGACGAAAUGCUCGCCAAUGGUGGUGGAGAGGCAGCGCAAGCUUCAGAGAGAGCGGCGAGAAGAGACGCUUUCUUCGUCUCGCCUAUCCUGUGGCCCGUCCGAGGAGGAGGGCAAGUGGAGAAUCAGUGGCGAAAUGUCAAUGGAGGACAGUCGUCGCAGCCGCAACCGAUGGUACAACAGGGCGGCUCCGCGCAAACCGAAGGUACGCGGCGAGUCAUGACUCGGCGAGAGAAACGCGAACGGAAAGCGAGGAGACGGAUGGCCCUCCGUACUGUCGGCUCGACACCCGGAAUAGACUCGCCUGCUGCACCUUCUACGCCGCAAUUGCCGAGGGGAGACCCUCUAAAUCCGACCGACUCCCCCGCAACGGCACUCCCCCGCUUGAGUAUCACUGACGCCUCUCCGCGCCACUCACCGGCUCCCAAUACAACUGCAUCGAUAGUUCCAGGUGCCGAGGUCGCAUCAACGUCGGGGCCAAGGAGCACUCCGAUCCUUGUACCGACGACCAGCAAGAAGCAGUCCCCCAUCCUCGGCCCUCGCGAAGAGGAGCAGCAGCGACACCAGCAGCAACAACAGCAGCACUCGCAGUCGCAACUCUCCACUUCUGCUUCGUCCUCGUCAUCUGCCUCUGGCCAGCAGCAUCAGAAUCUGCCAUCGUCUGUCUUUGGCGUGCCACUGCACUCUCCACUGUUUGGCAGCAUCCUCCAGCCGAAUAACCUGGGUUUCCACGAUGAUCUGGACGAACGAGACGCGGACGGCACGAUGGCAAUCUGA